CCUCAGCGUGAUAUUUCAAUUAACAUAAUUAAAAUUAAACCAACGAAAGAAAUCCCUAGAAGCUUAAAGAAAGGGGGGAAAGAUGAGGCCGAUGCCGAUGGAAUUCGUGACGGACCCAGACGACCAAGGUUCAGCCAUGGAAGUCGACGAUGUUGACACACCGGAGAUCUUCGGCGAAGGCGUCAUCGCUUCCGACAACAAGCUCGCCGAUGCCGAUUUCUUCAACAACUUCGAAGACGAUUUUGAUGACUCCGAUAUCAACUAAAAAAACAAAGAAGAAUCGUUUCAAGUACUCAUCUAUCUUUUUUUUCCCUUUUUACUUUCGCUUUUUAGGGUCUGAAAUUUCUUAAAACUUUGUUCAAUUUAGUUUAAUCUGAACUGCACUAUGGAUGCUUAUCUGUAUGCAAAUCAAAAUAGUGUAGUUUAUAAGUAUAAAUCGGUUUAAAUAAAUAUAAUUUUCCUUUUA
Molecule: messenger RNA, 466 nt
Organism: Gossypium arboreum
Lineage: Eukaryota; Viridiplantae; Streptophyta; Magnoliopsida; Malvales; Malvaceae
Product: small acidic protein 1
Exons: 1
Coding region: 83-265 (60 amino acids)
Source: RefSeq, a predicted model, not a curated record